GACGAGCUUGUGUCACUUGGUGAAUUAGGGUAUGGGGCCUGUUCGACAGUAUAUAAAAAGUUACACCUCCCAAGUUUGCGUAUUGUUGCUGAGAAAAAGAUAUCUGUCAGCGAUGCACAAAAGUGUCGCCAGAUCGUGCGUGAACUUCAAACCUUGUAUCUUGCCAGCAUCAGUCAGAGUGCGCAGACUGUUCAUAUUUGGGUGUCUGACUUGGGCCCAUUCAAAUGUCCAUUUUCUGUGCAAAAAUACAUCGUUGAUUUCUAUGAUGCAUUCAUCGAUCUAGACAAUGGGCAAUUGAGUGUCUUAGUGGAAUACAUGGACGGUGGGUCAUUGCAGGAUGUUGUAGACUCUGGUGGAUGUCCGCAUGAGACUGUGCUAGCCAAUAUUGCGCAGAGAAUUCUGAAUGGUCUUGUUUACCUCCACAGUAUUCGGAAUUGUAUCCAUCGCGAUAUUAAACCAGCAAAUUUGCUCAUAAAUCACCAUGGUGAUGUUAAAAUUGGAGACUUUGGAACUGCGCGUGAAUGCUCGGCGAGUGUCGUUGAUCGAGGUUGCGAUGCAGCCAACAUCAUGACUUUUGUUGGCACGGUUACUUACAUGUCCCCGGAACGUCUGCUGGGGGAGAGGUAUGACUACACGGCUGAUAUUUGGUCCCUUGGGAUGACAUUGAUGACUUGUGCACUUGGUCGAUUUCCA
Molecule: messenger RNA, 693 nt
Organism: Aureococcus anophagefferens
Lineage: Eukaryota; Pelagophyceae; Pelagomonadales; Pelagomonadaceae
Exons: 1
Biological process (GO): MAPK cascade; protein phosphorylation
Molecular function (GO): ATP binding; MAP kinase kinase activity
Source: RefSeq, a predicted model, not a curated record